Messenger RNA from Tetranychus urticae (two-spotted spider mite), 1565 nucleotides. Its product is annotated as glycogen-binding subunit 76A. Gene Ontology annotation, molecular function: protein phosphatase 1 binding; glycogen binding. The record is from RefSeq and is a predicted model, not a curated record. Gene Ontology annotation, biological process: regulation of glycogen biosynthetic process. Gene Ontology annotation, cellular component: protein phosphatase type 1 complex. NCBI's taxonomy places the organism in Eukaryota, Metazoa, Arthropoda, Arachnida, Trombidiformes, Tetranychidae.
AGGAAAGAAAACGAAGAAAAAAAACGAAAAAUUAAUAAAUUACAAAUUGUGAACAACAUUUCCCUUUACUCUUUCCAUACAAUUGACUUUUUUUAUCCCUGUUAUCACUGACCAGUCACCAAUCGCUCAAAUUGGUUUAAUCGGAAAGAUAGUGAAGAUGUAAGCAGCAGCAUCGUAAAUAGUUAUUAUGUCUAUGAUAAAUCUCGUUACUGAUCAAUUCAAUCAUUCGUCUCCUCACCACCGCCAUCUCAACCAAAAACAACAUCUUCAUCUUCACCUUCAUCACCAUCACCAUCACCAUCAUCUUCAUAAUAUUUUUUGUUUCCACUGUGUAUUAUGUUAAUUUCGCUGUAUGUGUUCAACCUCGGCAUCACCUUUAUUCAAGAGGAAUUUGUUUUUACAUCUUAAUUAUUUAAAAUCAAUCAUCAACGAAAAGCUUAAAAUCUCUCAAUGAGCCCCAUCAUCAUCCUUCAUCGAGCUCCAUUUAUUCGAAGCACAUCCCUCAAGACUGGAAAAACUCCUCCAAAUACUCCAGAUCGAGGCAAAAAAGCGGUUCGCUUUGCUGACGCAUUAGGUCUUGAAUUUGAAUAUGUUAAAUUAAUAAGUCAAGAUGAGCUUCCAACGGUUCCUCGAUCAGCAUAUCAAGAUUUACAGCUCAAAGAGUCAAUCAGCCAAAAUGGAGGUAAAUCAAUUAAUGUUUCAAGUCAAACCAGUGUUUCAAUCAACAGCCAUUGGGACAAAAACAAUAACAACGAUAACAACAAUAAUAAGAAUCACAUCAACAACAAUAAUAACAUCAAUUCACAGUCACUUAUCAUUAAACCUAAAAGAAAAAUUUCACCUGUUUGGCCAUCAACAUAUAAUCCACAUUUACCCAAUACUUUGGUUCCUGAAUUCCUUCAACCCAUAGCAUCAGCCAAUUUCUGUGAUCGAGUUCGUAGUCAAUUUGUUUGCCUGGAAAAUUGUAUAGUCUCCUCUGGAGCAGGUAACAUCUCAGUGACCUGUGUAAUCCGAGUACUCAAUAUUGCCUUCGAAAAGUCAGUUACCGUUCGUCAUACUCUAACCGAAUGGCAGACCACUAGUGAUUCUCUGGCCUCCUAUUUACCCAACUCGUGUGAUGGCUGGAGUGACAAAUUUUCUGCAACUUUUUCCGUUCGCUCCGUUUCAAGUGGUGGUGCCCUGGUUCCUGGUCAACGCAUUUUAUUUGCCAUUCGUUAUACGGUUAACGGAGACGAAUACUGGGACAAUAAUAUGGGCCUAAAUUAUUCACUUAUUUAUCAAGCAUGAAUUAGUUUUACAGCAAUAUAUUAUAUACAUAUAUAUAUAAUUUGUGUUGGUACAAAGAAGCAGCAAAACACCAAAAAACGAUUUUAAAUUGAUAAAAACAUUUUACAUGUUUUUCUGAUUUCUGGGGAAAACAAUUGUCAUAAUUUACUUAAAAAUCAUGUUUCUCCCUAUAGCUGUCAUUGAAAAACAAAUCUUAAUAAUUUCAUGUCUUUCUCAAAUCAUCCAUCUAUUAUUUAUCAAAUUGUUGAUUGAAUAAAAAAAUAGAAAUUAUUUCCGCA